This is a messenger RNA of Cyclospora cayetanensis, 2955 nucleotides long. RefSeq lists its product as uncharacterized. The transcript is spliced from 4 exons. The coding region runs from base 1 to 2955 and encodes 984 amino acids. The record is from RefSeq and is a predicted model, not a curated record. NCBI's taxonomy places the organism in Eukaryota, Apicomplexa, Conoidasida, Eucoccidiorida, Eimeriidae.
AUGAAGGAUUCAACACUACUAGGUGCUGCCGUCGUAAAUCGAGUUCCCCUGCUAGCUGUAGACUCAUUUUCGCCAGGUACUACCGUGGUAGAUCGAGUCCUUUUGGUGCUUGAAGAAGCAUUAUCAUCAACUGUCGUCGUUGUAGGCUGCGUUCUCCUGCUUGUUAAAGAAUCAUCGACACCAAGCGUUGCGGGCAUAGAUCGAGUCCUGCUUGUUGAAGAAUCAUCGGCACCAGGCGCUGAGGUUGUAGGCCGAGUUCUUCUGCUAGCUGUGGACUCAUUCUCACCAGGUACUGCCUUCGCAGGCCGAGUCCUCCUGCUUGCUGAAGAAUCAUCAUCAUUUGGUGAUGAGGUUGUAGCUCGAGUCCUCCUGCUUGUUAAAGAAUCAUCAUCACCAGGCGCUGAGGUUGUAGGCCGAGUUCCUCUGCUAGCUCUAAACUCAUUCUCGCCAGGUGCUGCCCUCGUAGGCCGAGUCCUUCUGCUCGUUGACGAAUCUUCAUCACCAGGUGAUGAGGUUGUAGGCGGAGUUCCCUUGCUUGAUAAAGAAUCAUCAUCACCAGUUGCUACCACGGUCGACCGCGUUCUCCUACUUGCUGUAGACUCAUUCUCACCAGGUGCUGCAGUCGUAGAUCGAGUCUUCCUGCUUGCUAAAGAAUCAUCAUCAUCAGGUGCUGAGGUUGUAGGCCGAGUUCUCCUGCUUGCUGAAGAAGCAUCAUCAUCAGGUGCUGAGGUUGUAGAACGAGUCCUUUUACUUGCUGAAGAGCCAUCAUCACCAAGUGCUGAGGUUGUGGAUCGCGUUCUCUUGCUUGUUGAAGAAUCAUCAUCACCAGAUGCUGGAGUUGUAGGCCGAGUUCUCCUGCUUGCUGAAGAAGCAUCGUCAUCAUCAGGUGCUGAGGUUGUAGGCCGAGUUCUCCUGCUUGCUGAAGAAGCAUCAUCAUCAGGUGCUGAGGUUGUAGAACGAGUCCUUCUACUUGCUGAAGAGCCAUCAUCACCAAGUGCUGAGAUUGUGGAUCGCGUUCUCUUGCUUCUUGAAGAAUCAUCAUCACCAGAUGCUGAAGUUGUAGGCCGAGUUCUCCUGCUUGCUGAAGAAGCAUCGUCAUCAUCAGGUGCUGAGGUUGUAGGCCGAGUUCUCCUGCUUGCUGAAGAAGCAUCAUCAUCAGGUGCUGAGGUUGUAGAACGAGUCCUUCUACUUGCUGAAGAGCCAUCAUCACCAAGUGCUGAGAUUGUGGAUCGCGUUCUCUUGCUUGUUGAAGAAUCAUCAUCACCAGAUGCAGAGGUUGUAGGCCGAGUUCUCCUGCUUGUUGAAGAAGCAUCGUCAUCAGGUGCUGAGGUUGUAGGCCGAGUUCUCCUGCUUGCUGAAGAAUUAUCAUCACCGGGUGCUAAGGUUGUAGAACGAGUCCUUCUGCUUUUUGAAGAGCCAUCAUCGCCAGAUGCUGAGGUUGUAGGCCGAGUUCUCCUGCUUGUUGAAGAAUCAUCAUCACCAGAUGCUGAAGUUGUAGGCCGAGUUCUCCUGCUUGCUGAAGAAUCAUCAUCAUCAGAUGCAGAGGUUGUAGGCCGAGUUCUCCUGCUUGCUGAAGAAUUAUCAUCACCGGGUGCUAAGGUUGUAGAACGAGUCCUUCUGCUUUUUGAAGAGCCAUCAUCACCAGUUGCUGAGGUUGUAGGCCGAGUCCUCCUACUUGCUGAAGAAUCAUCAUCACCAGAUGCAGAGGUUGUAGGCCGAGUUCUCCUGCUUGUUGAAGAAUCAUCGUCACCAGGGUCUGCCGUUGUAGGCCGAGUCCUCCUGCUAGCUGUAGAAGCAUCGUCGCCAGAGGCUGCCGUGGCAGAUCGCGUUCUUCUGCUUGUUGAAGAAUCGUCACCAGGGUCUGCCGUCGUGGAUCGAGUCCUCCUGCUUUUUGAAGAGCCAUCAUCACCAGUUGCUGAGGUUGUAGGCCGAGUCCUCCUGCUUGCUGAAGAAUCAUCGUCAUCAGGGGCUGCCGUGGUAGAUCGCGUUCUCCUGCUUGUUGAAGAAUCAUCGUCACCAGGGUCUGCCGUCGUGGAUCGAGUCCUCCUGCUUUUUGAAGAGCCAUCAUCACCAGUUGCUGAGGUUGUAGGCCGAGUCCUCCUGCUAGCUGUAGAAUCAUCCUCGCCGGGUGCUGGGGUUGUAGAACGCGUUCUCCUGCUUGUUGAAGAAUCAUCCUCACCAGAGGCUGCCGUGGCAGAUCGCGUCCUCCUGCUGGUUGAAGGAUCAUCGUCACCAGGUGCUGAGGUUGUAGGCCGAGUUCUCCUGCUAGCUGUAGACUCAUUCUCACCAGGGGCUGCCGUGGUAGAUCGCGUUCUUCUGCUUGUUGAAGAAUCAUCGUCACCAGGGGCUGCCCUCGUAGAUCGCGUUCUCCUGCUGGUUGAAGCGUCGUCAGCAUUAGGAGCUGGUGUAGUCCGCCGAGUCCCCCUAGUUGAGUUCGUGUCAUCUGUGCGUGAAAGUGCAUCAGACUGCGGAUGUAUGCCCAAGCUAUCAUCUGAGGAGCGACUACUGCCGCCUCUGCCCGACUCGCCACUUGCGGACGCCGCCCCGGCCCCAUUGCCCCUGAAAUACAGUGUAGACACAGGUGUACGAGUGGUCUCAAGUUCCAGGGGUGGGACUGUACCACUUGGCAAAAACGCGUGGGUUGACUCCACGCACGACGUGACACCUGUGGACAGGCUUUUUGAAUGCAGCAGCACAAGAGGCCGAAGUGCAAACCACUCAAAAAUGCCCUCAAGAACAGCUCCAUUUUCAGGCCUUCCAAGGGCGUCAAACACGCACUUCGGCACGGUUUGUCCAUUGGGAAAGACCCAACCACUGUCUGGAACCACGAAAAUCGUCACCGGCCCGGCCCGUUCCAUCUGCAAGCAUAUCAAAGAAGCAGCAACUCGUUUUGCGUUUCUUAACUCGACACUUCAAGGAGCAAGGUACACAGCACGACGGAGUCUGCACGCCUAG